This is a messenger RNA of Solanum tuberosum (potato), 954 nucleotides long. Its product is annotated as mRNA cap guanine-N7 methyltransferase 1-like. The transcript has 7 exons. Bases 156 to 854 code for a protein of 232 amino acids. Gene Ontology annotation, molecular function: mRNA 5'-cap (guanine-N7-)-methyltransferase activity. The record is from RefSeq and is a predicted model, not a curated record. Lineage: Eukaryota; Viridiplantae; Streptophyta; Magnoliopsida; Solanales; Solanaceae. Gene Ontology annotation, biological process: 7-methylguanosine mRNA capping. Gene Ontology annotation, cellular component: nucleus.
AUCCGAAAGGGCUUAUAAGGUGGAUGAACAAAAGUGUCUUUGACAAAUCAAAUACUUUCCCUUCACUAAUUCCUUGUUCUUCUCUCACUGUUUUAUAGCUUAGUGUUCCAGAUUUGUUCAUAAUCCAUACUGUUGUACUUGUUGGUUCUUAAAUUAUGAAGAGAAGUUACUCUGAAUCUCCAUCUUCGAGUUCUUAUGGACCUCCACAAUCCAAAUUUAAGCAUAACCCAGAAGGCGACACUCAUUUUCUGGAAGAUGAGAGUACAAAAAUCUUUGCCAGGAAGGUGGCUGAUCAUUACAGUGCGAGGACCAAUCAAACUCUUGAAGAGCGCGAAGCAAGUCCUAUCAUCCAUUUAAAGAAACUUAAUAAUUGGAUCAAGAGUGUCUUGAUUCAGCUUUAUACGAAAAGAGGGGAUGCAGUUCUUGAUCUUGCUUGUGGGAAGGGUGGUGAUCUCAUCAAAUGGGAUAAAGCAAAGAUUGGAUAUUACGUUGGUAUUGAUAUUGCCGAUGGUUCAAUAGAAGACUGCCGGACCCGUUACAAUGGUGAGGCAGAUCACCAUCAGCGACGCAAAAAGUUCUCAUUUCCUGCCAGACUCCUGUGUGGAGAUUGUUAUGAGGUUCGUUUGGAUAGGGUUUUAGCAGAUGAUGCACCUUUUGAUGUUUGUAGCUGUCAGUUUGCUAUGCAUUAUUCGUGGUCUACUGAGGCACGUGCACGACGUGCGCUGGCCAAUAUUUCAGCUUUACUCCGACCUGGAGGAAUAUUUAUUGGAACAAUGCCAGAUGCCAAUGUCAUUGUCAAGAAGUAUAGAGAAGGUUUAACUUUUGCUCAAUUCUGCCCUGCUUGUCCCUGUUGAAUCUAUAAAUGUGAUGACUCUGAUGUCUUUGUGAUAUAUCCUUACUCUCAUCACUAGCUUUUCAGUUAAAAGGUCAAGGAGCUGAAGUGCAACUAGAAAA